GGAGCGGCACAGACGCGCUCCCUCCUGUCUCUGCAGGCGCACAGCUUCAGCUGACCCAUCCAGAGAUAAACUACUGUUUGCCAACAAGUUCUGAUGUGGCAAGCAAACUGCAGACGGAUGCAUAAUUUAGCAGACUGGAUUUCAGUGACAGUGAUGGGAGGCUGUGUGGGGAGGAGCAGGACGGAUGGACAAGGGAGUGCCCAUGGCUCCACAAGGAGCAAAAAGCGAGGAGCUCGCAAUGAGCCUCUCAAGAAAGAGCGUCCUAAGUGGAAGAGCGAGUACCCGAUGACAGAGGGCCAACUGAGGAGCAAGAGAGACGAGUUUUGGGAUACAGCUCCGGCGUUUGAUGGACGGAAAGAGAUCUGGGAUGCACUUAGAGCUGCAGCUCUGGCUCUGGAGUGCAAUGACCUGGAGCUGGCUCAGGCUAUAGUGGAUGGAGCCUGCAUCACUCUGCCACAUGGUUCUCUCACAGAGAGUUAUGAUGAACUUGGAAACCGCUACCAGCUCCCUGCAUACACUUUAGCACCGCCCAUCAACCUCAUCAAUGAAACAUCCAGCGAGAGCAAACAGUCUGAAGGCACACAGAAACAGGCUCAGCCUCCAGUGUGUAGAGAGGAGUUCCAGCUGCGGGUGCGGCUAUCCACAGGGAAGGAUUUGCGUCUGACGGCCAGCCUGGCAGACUCCAUAGCUGUGCUGAAGAAACAGCUGGAGAAGCAGGAGGACAUCGAGGUGAUCCGCCAGCGGUGGUUCUUCUCCGGGAAACUUCUGACAGACAAGACUCGUCUUCAAGAUGCCAAGAUCCAAAAAGACUACGUUGUCCAAGUGAUUGUUAAUGUUAAUCCUUAAGUCAUCCCUAACUGAGGGGUAAUGAAAGAUAAAGGAUGUGCCAGAGAAGUCUGCAGGAACAGGAGCAGGUUUCCAGCAGGAGAAUUUUAUGUACAUUUUAUAUAUUAAAUUAUUGCUUUUAUAUUGCUCCUUUUUCUAUUUUUCCUUUUUUUUCUCCAAAUAAAGAGAUAUUAUUGAAAAGCACUGAAACACUUUAGGUGAUGUUAGAGCCCUAAGGUGCAUAUCCCUGUAUAUGUCUGUUUCUGAAGACCUCGACUUGCAGCUCUAUUGUUUACAUGAGUUCCUCUCCUUGUCUUGUUUGUUUGUACUUACGCUUGUUAUUGAAUUAAAAAAAACAACAUUUCAGUUAAGAAGAACAUACAAGGAAAAUCUACUGUUUCUUUUUGGACAAACAGAUGUGCAAUUCUAACAAUAAAAAAUUAGAUAGUC
Messenger RNA from Cyprinodon tularosa, 1275 nucleotides. It is a transcript of the gene ubtd1a, whose product is annotated as ubiquitin domain containing 1a. The record is from RefSeq and is a predicted model, not a curated record. Lineage: Eukaryota; Metazoa; Chordata; Actinopteri; Cyprinodontiformes; Cyprinodontidae. Gene Ontology annotation, molecular function: protein binding. Bases 94 to 846 code for a protein of 250 amino acids. The transcript has 5 exons.